GGGUUUUCCAAUCCAUUGGGGCGUCCCAGAUCUGCACCAGUGCCCAUUUGUGGUUGAGACCAUUCCAGACCUAGACAACAUUGAUGUCACUCCUGAGAAUGCUAUGGAUGUGGUGGAGAUGAUAGAGAGCCUGCUGAAGGACCAUCCAGACCUCAACUGCACUGAACUUAGCACCGUUCUGAAGAAACUCAAAAACAUUGCUUUCAUCAGCUGUAUGACCCCACCUCUGGGCAAAGCUAUCAUCAACAUCAUCUCAGACAUCUUGGAGUCGAAGAGCUACCUGCAGCAUGUCACCAACCAGUGGGUGUUUUCUCUCUGUUCCACUCAUCCCUACCACGCAGAUCAGGUGGUUAAAGAAAUGGAGUGGUGAUUAGGAGGAGGCUUCCUCAAAACCACACGGUCGUACGAGAUACGCCUGGGAUCCGAUCCAGAAUCCAUACUAGCCUACCAAUUAGAAUGAAGGAAUAUUUGGGCUGAUGUUAGUAUGGAUAUUGGAACGUAGCCCUGGACUAUUGAAGCUGUACAAAUGGAUAAUGUGUUCUCUCUCUCGCUCUCUCAUUUUCCUGUACGUUCUGCUAUCAAUAUUUACUGUGUCCUCAACUUUGCCCCCUGCUCUUUGCUCUGCAGAAUACUGAACAUUACAGAGAUGGUUGGCGACAAGAUGUCUGGUUUUGACCAGACAAAUUACACUUUGGGUGCUUCUGCGAUGGCAAUCUCCGUGGUGGACGUAGACCGGGGCCAAUUUCAGGUGCUCACUUUUGGCGUCUCGUCCGCUGCAGAGGGCCUAAACCCAGAGAUUUAUAUCAACAAGGAUCCGUUCAAAGGGACGGUUGCAUUCAUCUCCCUACCCUCAGCCUUGAAGUACAGAUUUCCUCAACACAGUGGUGCCCAGCCGCGGGUUCAGUUUCAGUUUUAUGGAGUCCCAACUCUCUUCAUGAACAACCCGGAUGGGAAGAUCCUGAACACUUAUGUGGUCUCAGCCAGUGUCACCAAUGCCAGUGGCCCCAUCAAGGACCUAGAGGAGGAUGUAGAGGUGACACUACACCACGUGAUGUCCAAUCCACUUGGCAAGGAGGUGCAGUGUGUCUACUGGGACUUCAAUCAAAAUGAAGGAAAGGGAGGAUGGGAACAGCAUGGAUGCAGGAAGCACAACACCAGUGCUGACUAUACCACAUGCUUGUGUGACCACCUCACUCAUUUUGGAGUACUUCUGGAUGUAUCCAGGACUCAAAUCGACAUACCAAAUGAGGAAAUUCUGACCAUCAUCACUUAUCUGGGCUGCGGUGUAUCCUCCGUCUUCCUGGGAAUCACUGUGUUGACAUACACAGCUUUUGAGAAGCUCCGCAGAGACUACCCAUCCAAGAUCCUCAUGAACUUGUCUCUGGCGCUGCUGGGGCUCAACAUGGUUUUCCUGGUCAACUCCUGGCUCUCCUCCUUUGGCAGCUAUGGGCUUUGUGUGGCGGUGGCUUCCGCACUGCACUAUUUCCUACUGGCCUCUUUCACCUGGAUGGGCCUGGAGGCUGUGCACAUGUACUUUGCCUUGGUCAAAGUCUUCAAUGUUUAUGUGCCCUCGUACAUCCUAAAGUUCUGCUUCCUAGGAUGGGGAAUCCCUCUGGCUAUAUGCUGCGUAGUUCUGGUUGUGAAGAGAGAGUCCUACGGCAGCUCCCUCGGCAGUGAGUCCAUGGAACCACUAGAUAACUCUGAGGCGUUCUGCUGGAUCCAGGAUGAAGUGGCUUUCUAUGUGUCUGUGGUGGGCUACAUUCUGCUGGUGCUGCUGUGCAACAUGGCUAUCUUCGUGGUGGUCCUGGUCCAGAUCCGCCACAUGCGGGUCAAUCAGCCGGCUGGCAUCCACAGCGGCCUCCUUCUGCAGGACCUGAAGGGGGUUUCCAGUCUCACCUUCCUGCUGGGUCUCACCUGGACUGUGGCUUUCUUCGCCUGGGGGCCAGCCAAGGUUCCCUUCCUCUACCUCUUCUGUGUCCUCAACAGUCUGCAAGGUGAGUGA
Messenger RNA from Salvelinus sp. IW2-2015, 2002 nucleotides. Its product is annotated as adhesion G-protein coupled receptor G2-like. NCBI's taxonomy places the organism in Eukaryota, Metazoa, Chordata, Actinopteri, Salmoniformes, Salmonidae. The record is from RefSeq and is a predicted model, not a curated record. Gene Ontology annotation, molecular function: G protein-coupled receptor activity. Gene Ontology annotation, cellular component: plasma membrane. The coding region runs from base 527 to 2002 and encodes 491 amino acids. Gene Ontology annotation, biological process: adenylate cyclase-activating G protein-coupled receptor signaling pathway; cell surface receptor signaling pathway. The transcript has 10 exons.